Tarenaya hassleriana is the source of this 1136-nucleotide messenger RNA. Its product is annotated as xyloglucan endotransglucosylase/hydrolase-like. Lineage: Eukaryota; Viridiplantae; Streptophyta; Magnoliopsida; Brassicales; Cleomaceae. Gene Ontology annotation, cellular component: cell wall; apoplast. The coding region runs from base 85 to 981 and encodes 298 amino acids. Gene Ontology annotation, molecular function: xyloglucan:xyloglucosyl transferase activity; hydrolase activity, hydrolyzing O-glycosyl compounds. The record is from RefSeq and is a predicted model, not a curated record. Gene Ontology annotation, biological process: xyloglucan metabolic process; cell wall biogenesis. The transcript is spliced from 4 exons.
AAAAAAUCUUGUAUAUAAACAACAUACCGUCAUCAUCAUAUCUCCACAUCUCUCUCUCUCUCUCCCUCUCUCUCUCUAGGAGCUAUGGCUUCUUCAUCUUCUUCGUGGAGUCCUGUAUGUUUCUUGAGUGGUCUGCUGCUAAUGGCGUCGACGUCAAUGGCGGCUGCUCCACGGAAACCAGUGAACGUUCCCUUUGGUCGUAACUACGUACCCACCUGGGCUUUCGACCACAUCAAGUACAUCAAUGGCGGCUCUGAAACCCAACUCGUCCUCGACAAUUACACCGGGACAGGGUUUCAAUCGAAAGGCUCCUACUUGUUCGGCCACUUCAGCAUGAAAAUAAAGCUCCCGCCGGGUGACACAGCGGGCGUCGUCACCGCCUUCUACUUGUCGUCGACGAACAACGAGCACGAUGAGAUAGACUUCGAGUUUCUGGGGAACAGAACAGGAGAACCUCCGAUACUGCAGACUAAUGUCUUCACCGGCGGCAAAGGAGACAGAGAGCAACGCAUCUAUCUCUGGUUCGACCCUUCCAAGGCUUACCACUCCUACUCUGUUCUCUGGAACCUCUACCAGAUCGUGUUCUUAAUUGAUGACAUACCAAUCCGGGUAUUCAAGAACUGCAAGGACUUAGGUGUCCGGUUCCCAUUCAAUCAACCAAUGAAGAUAUACUCGAGCCUUUGGAACGCCGAUGAUUGGGCCACGAGGGGCGGUUUAGAGAAAACCAAUUGGGCAAACGCACCGUUCAUCGCCUCGUACCAAGGUUUCCACGUCGAUGGUUGUCAAACCUCGGUUGAGGCCAAAUUCUGCGCCACGCAGGGCAAAAUGUGGUGGGAUCGGGAAGAAUUCCGUGACCUCGACGCUUACCAAUGGCGUCGGCUCCGUUGGGUUAGGAAGAAAUGGACAAUUUACAACUAUUGUACGGACCGGUCUAGGUAUCCGGUUACGCCUCCGGAGUGUAAGAGGGACCGGGAUUUGUGAGGUGUGAUAUCUUUUGGUUGGCAAGGAGAGGUAAAAAAUUUAUCAUGAUGUGUUUUAUUGUUGAAAGAUUGUUUUAUUUUGUAUGUGACGUCUGUGCUUAUGUUGUAUGAUGUUUACUCGUGAUAUGAUGAUGAUGAUGAUGAUGAUGAUGAUGA